Molecule: messenger RNA, 2605 nt
Organism: Leucoraja erinaceus (little skate)
Lineage: Eukaryota; Metazoa; Chordata; Chondrichthyes; Rajiformes; Rajidae
Exons: 7
Coding region: 166-1320 (384 amino acids)
Source: RefSeq, a predicted model, not a curated record
AGAGGUAAAUCCAAGAUUGUAACCGACAGCAAAGAUCCUAUAAGAUCUUUGACCGACAGCGCUCAGUCUGUAUCGCAGUUUCUCCGCCGUUGCUGCCCAGCGCGCCCCUUGACUCGGGGGUGACUCGGUGCAGCGUGGAGUCGGCGCCCGUUGAGCAGAGGGGAUAUGCGGCGCUCUAUCGGGAAGGUGGAUGGUCUGAUGUGGCUGCUGUGGCUGCUGGCAGGCCUCCACACUGCGGCGCUGUGCAGAGCAGGAACGGCAGCCACCGCGGGCUCCAUCACCACCGUCCCCGUGGGUGGAACGGUGAUGUUCCCCAUCCUACAUCACAGCCAGGAGAGGUUCGAGGUAGCGAUGGGGCGGGUCCAUCCCGAUCUUGCAAUCCUGGCCUGGAAGUCUGACAGCCCGGAGUAUCCAUACAUGGUGCGCCAGUCCUACAGGAACAGGGUCCGCUUCCGACGGGACACCUUCAUCGAGCUGCGGGCCGUGAGGCCGGGUGACCAGGGGACGUACGAGGUGCAGACAAACUACUUGGGGAAGGAGCUGAGGGACCGUGACCGGGAGCACUUUGAGCUGCGAGUGAUCGGCCUCCACACUGCGGCGCUGUGCAGAGCAGGAACGGCAGCCACCGCGGGCUCCAUCACCACCAUCCCCGUGGGUGGAACGGUGAUGUUCCCCGUCCUACAUCACAGCCAGGAGAGGUUCGAGGUAGCGAUGGGGCGGGUCCAUCCCGAUCUUGCAAUCCUGGCCUGGAAGUCUGACAGCCCGGAGUAUCCAUACAUGGUGCGCCCGUCCUACAGGAACAGGGUCCACUUCCGACGGGACACCUUCAUUGAGCUGCGGGCCGUGAGGCCGGGUGACCAGGGGACGUACGAGGUGCAGACAAACUACUUGGGGAAGGAGCUGAGGAACCGUGACCGGGAGCACUUUGAGCUGCGAGUGAUCGAGCCAAUGUCCACACCGACCGUGGAGGUCAGCCACAACUCGUCGCAUCUCACGCUGAACUGCUCCACCACCAGCGGCUGCCCCGUCACCUACCGGUGGGAGCGGCGAUCGCAGGAUCCCGGCGUGGGGAACGCCACCUUCCCCGGAGCCGUGCUGUACCUGCAGCACCCGGGGCAGCACAUCUGCGCCUACAGCUGCGUCGCAGAAGAUUGCUGCAGCAGCCGUGCAGUCCCUGCAAUGCUGCACUGCAACGCCCAGCCCAGAGGGUCCAUGAGUCGUUGGGUGAUCGUUCUCUCCGUGGUCCCUUCUCGCUGUGAUCCUUCUCACUGUUGCCGUGCUGGGAGUCCGGGCAUCGAAUCUCCGCAGAAACCAUGCUGAACAAGGUGGGACCGGGAAAGUUGCAGAGUGUGGACCGGUGUACGUGGGGGUCACAGUGCACCCAGUCGCUGGGUGAUGGGGAACGAGUUUGCUGCUGUCCCAUCUCUGUGGCAGAUGUGAGUCCCCUGUCCCUGGUUCCAGAGACCCCCAGCCUGACACUGUGGGGCCGUGUAGGGGGAGGGGAGAUCACUGGACAGAUGAAGACUACAGGAUGUAUGAACUAUGAGGAAUUGAGGACCAUGGCCACCAACAAACCGUGAUGUCACCGAUUGGGGGUUUGAAGAUUCUGUCUGUGUUCUCCGUCUAUUUGUCUGUCUUUUCUCUGUAUUCUGUUUUAUUCCUAACGCAGUACAAUGUCCGUGCCGAACAUGAUGCCUUCAGACUUUAGAAUCACAGUGUUAAAUUUUAAAAGAUUAAUAUGUGAAUGACUUGUAAAAUAUACCAUCAACCUGAACAAAACUUGAUACAACACACCACAGGACAAUGGUGAUUAAGGUGGUCCAAAAUUGUAGCGCUAUCAUGUACCGUUUUGGAGUUUCAGGAACUCCGCACAGACAGACAUAGAAACAAACAAGAUGAGAGUUUUAGUAAUAUUUAGAUGUGUGGGUAAGUUUUACUUUGUUACAAAGUGAUGGGGGCCCGGAACGCGUGGUCGAGGGUGGUGGUGGAGGCAGAUAUGAUAGUGGAGGUUUACAGGCACAUGGUUAUGGGGGGGGGGGGGGGAUGUGGAUCAUGUACAGGCAGAUGUAAUGAGGUUAUUUUGGCAUCGUGUUCAGAAUGUUGUACUUUUCUAUGUAAGAAUCUUGUGGUAAACUUUACCAAAGUCUAUAUAUACAACAUCUAUCCAAUCCCCAUUGACUAUUGUUGCAUUUGGUGCUCUUUGGGAAAGUGUAAUUCAUACAGUCUGACUAUUGAUGCUAUGGAUGUUUGUUCUGCAUGUUUUAGUGCAGCUUGUGAUGACAUUGUAACAUACGCUUUGUACAUAUUAAAUCAGAUUUAUUUUAACACCUGCUGCCUGACAUGUCAGCCCCUGUCUGAUGUAACAAAGGCCAUUGGUGUUGGUUUAUUGUUGUAUGUGUACAGGGAUCCAGUGACAAACUCCUGUCUCUGUGAUAGCCAGUUAAGUACAACAGGCAGGACUGACAUAUGUUGGAAGAAUGCUGGGCUUUUAUUCACUGGAAUUUAGAAGGAUGGAAUCUUAUAGAAACGUGUAAAACAGGCUAUCGACAAUAGGUACAGGAGUAGGUCAUUUGGCCCUUCGAGCCAGCACCGCCAUUCAAUGUGA